Vitrella brassicaformis is the source of this 1500-nucleotide messenger RNA. NCBI's taxonomy places the organism in Eukaryota, Vitrellaceae. The record is from the annotation of a GenBank genome assembly.
UCCCCCGCCCCCACCGCCAGAUGACAGCAAAGAAGCCCUCGCCAUCGAUGAGGGGCUUGAUGACGACGCCAAGAGCCACCGGAGCAACGCCGCCAAGACCGAGGAGUCCGCCGACGAGAACAACGCCGAGACGUUCGCCGGCUUGACGACCCCGCAGGCAAGCUCCUAUGGUGCCACGCCUGUGCUGGGAAUGCAUCAGCACCAGGGGCCAUACGGUGGUGCUGGUGCUGGUGGUGCUGGUGGUGGUCAGAUGAACGGCAUGCAGCAGGGGGCCAUCAUGGUGCCAGUGCCCUACCCAAUCAUGAACCCCUACUUCGGCGGCGGCGCGGCCGCGGCCGCGGGAGCUGGGCCUGGUGGUGGGGGAGCAGCUGGGGGUGGUGGGGUUGUUGGGAGUGGUGGUGGCCAGCCGAUGGCCAUGGAGGGGGGGGAGAUGAUGGGCGAUGGACAUCCUGGCGGCUUCGGCGACAUGCAGCACUACCCGGCGUACCCCGGCGGCAUGAUGCACCAGGGAAUGGGCAUGGGCAUGGGCAUGGCUGGUGGUGGUAUGCCGUCGCCGGCGUCGCUGAAGCGUCGCGACGAGGCGGCGGCCAAGGCGUUGGUUGAAGAGCAGAAGAGGAAGCGGCAGGAGCACCAGGCUGCGCUGAGGAAGAAGGUCGUCGACAUGCUCAUGGAACAACUGUAAGACACACACACGCAGUGGGAGGGAGGGAGACAGAGAGAGGGAGGGAUGCCACUGAGAGGCGUGUCUCUCUCUCUCUCUCUCUUGUCAGUGAGACGGUGUUUGACGGCAAGUACCUGGGCCGCAACAUACAGCUGCGCAAGAGCAUGUGCCAGCAGACGGGAUGGGUCAGCGAGCAAACAACCACCCUCGUGCAAGCCCCCCUCCCCGUCAACCUCUCUCUCUCUCUCUCUCUGGUUCACUCAGGUGUCUCUGAGCAUCGUCCUGUCUGGAGGUCGUUUGGAGCAGUUCAUCCGGGAGCACCUGACUCCCGAGCUGCUGUCGUCCCUGCAGACACCUGCCGAGCGUGACUUCGACCACGUCGUGCUGCACCUUCUCCAGGACGCCAUCAAACAAUCCGAGAGUGAGCUAAGAACCAGCCGGCCACACGCAGCGAGCAUUGAAAAAGGUUGUAUAAUCUAUCAGUGUUGGAGCUUGAUGGCGAGGGCACCCGUCUCCGUCGGCAGCAUGACUGGAGCCUCUGGUUGCUGCCCGGCAAGAAGUUCGCACCCUCGUCUGUGGCCAAGGUACGCAGUCAGGCACACUUGCAACGCCGCGCCCACGCACCCCUAGUGCAAUGCACGUCUGUGUGUGCCUUUCCCCCCUAUCAGAAGGAGCAGCAGCAACAACAACAGCAGCAGCAACAGCAGCAGCAGCAAUCGGCCGCCACAUCAGCAGCAGGGAUGCUGGGCUCGAUGCCCGGGUCCGGUGCUGUGAGCGGGUCCUUGGCCGCCGCCAUGGCGCCCACCAUCACCCCCAAGAUGCACCUGCGGGAGACCUGA